AUUGCCUUCUUUCCUAGGACAAACCCUAGUUUAUUUCAUUUUUUGGAUUAUUAACUGAAUUUAUUUUCCAUGCAGUUGCUAUCGUGGCUGUGGCCACUUCUCCUGGUGAUUGGAGGUGGCUCCUCUGCUCCCCAGAAUGUGCUACUUCUUUUGGCCGACGAUGCCGGCUUUGAAUCGGGAGUUUAUCUGAACAAAUUCUGUCAGACGCCCAAUCUGGAUGCUCUGGCCAAGCGGGGACUGGUAUUCAACAACGCCUUCACCUCGGUGAGCAGCUGUAGUCCCAGUCGCGCUCAAUUGCUCACCGGCCAGGCCAGCCACUCCAGCGGCAUGUACGGACUCCAUAAUGCCGAGCACAACUUUAAUGUGCUGCCGGAGACGGGUUCGUUGCCAAACUUGCUGCGAGAUCAAAGUGGAGGUCAGAUCUUGAGUGGCAUUAUUGGCAAGAAACAUGUGGGAGCAGCAGCAAACUUCCGAUUCGAUUUCGAGCAAACCGAGGAGCAGCAUUCGAUCAACCAGAUUGGAAGGAAUAUCACCCGGAUGAAGGAGUAUGCCCGGCAGUUCCUGAAACAGGCCAAGGACGAGAAGAAGCCCUUCUUCUUGAUGGUGGGUUUCCACGAUCCGCAUCGUUGUGGUCACAUCACUCCGCAGUUUGGAGAAUUCUGCGAGCGCUGGGGCAGUGGAGAGGAGGGAAUGGGCAGCAUUCCCGACUGGCGGCCCAUCUACUACGACUGGCGCAAUCUGGAGGUGCCACCGUGGCUGCCUGACACGGAUGUGGUGCGUCAAGAGCUGGCUGCCCAGUACAUGACCAUCUCUAGGUUGGAUCAAGGUGUGGGACUGAUGCUCCGGGAGCUGGAACAGGCUGGACUGGCAGAGGAGACCCUUGUGAUCUACACCUCUGAUAAUGGACCACCCUUUCCGGGCGGCAGGACGAACCUCUACGAGCACGGCAUUCGCUCACCACUGAUUAUCAGUUCGCCCAAUAAGGAGAAUCGCCGCCAUGAGACCACCGCUGCCAUGGUUAGUCUCUUGGACAUAUACCCCACUGUGCUCGAUGCCCUGGAGAUACCCGAACCGAAUAACACCAAGAUCGCUGGAAAGUCUAUACUUCCCGUUCUAAAAGAGGAACCUGCCAUUAAGGAGAGUGAUUCCGUGUUUGGUAGCCACAACCUGCACGAAGUUACCAUGUCCUAUCCCAUGAGGAUGGUGAGGAAUAGACGCUACAAGCUCAUACACAACCUCAACUACUGGGCUGACUUCCCCAUCGACCAGGACUUCUACACCUCGCCCACCUUCCAGCAGAUACUGAAUGCCACCAUUACCAAACAACCGCUGCCCUGGUACCGAUCUCUAUUGCAAUAUUACCAGAGACCCGAAUGGGAGCUAUUCGACAUCAAAGCAGAUCCCUUGGAACGAGUCAAUCUGGCCGAGAAACCCAAGUUCAGUGGCACUCUCAAGCAGCUCCGGCAGCAGCUCUUCGACUGGCAGGUGGCCACAAAGGAUCCCUGGCGUUGUGCCCCCCAUGCCGUGCUCCAGGAACAGGGCGUCUUUAAAGAGGAACCCGUCUGCUUGACCCUGGGACACGAGGCCCUGCAGAGGCCCAACCGCAGGAUCCUCGGUCAGUACGAGGAGUAUGAAAUUGUCUAGACCCCCUAUCUCACUCUAUGUACGUACAAUUAAGUAUUCUUUAGAUAAUGGUCACAGUCUUAUCGCACCUAAAAUAAAACAACAAUCCCAAGUGCUGAUAACAUAAACAUUUCACUGUUUUUCACUACUAAAGUGGUUACAAUGAUUACCAGGAAAAUAGGUAAAUAUUAUUGAACUAAAUCUUACGGAGGUUUAAAUUCGGGUUAGCUUAAU
Drosophila serrata is the source of this 1857-nucleotide messenger RNA. It is a transcript of the gene Sgsh, whose product is annotated as N-sulfoglucosamine sulfohydrolase. The record is from RefSeq and is a predicted model, not a curated record. Gene Ontology annotation, molecular function: N-sulfoglucosamine sulfohydrolase activity. Gene Ontology annotation, biological process: glycosaminoglycan catabolic process; heparan sulfate proteoglycan catabolic process. NCBI's taxonomy places the organism in Eukaryota, Metazoa, Arthropoda, Insecta, Diptera, Drosophilidae.